AUGCAGUGUCUCCGACAGCUACCCUGGCACGCACCCCGCGUUGAUGCCCGGCCGCUCUUGUCACACGCGUCCAGAUUCGCAAAGUCCGCCCCAAGCACAAGACGACUGGCCACCGCGGCAGCGCAGCCGAGCAAGCCUAGCGAGACCGGAACCGACGCUGCCUCCACCGCCACCCCCUCCGAACCCUCGGCCCGUCGCCAGCGUCUCCGCGAUGCCCGGCCCUUCUCCGACUUCCUCACCGACACCUUCCACCGGCAGCACGACUACCUGCGCAUCUCCGUCACGGAGCGCUGCAACCUGCGGUGCGUCUACUGCAUGCCCGAGGAGGGCGUGCCGCUCUCGCCGAGCCGCGAGCUGCUCACCACGCCCGAGAUCAUCAUGCUCGCCUCCGUCUUCGUCGCGCAGGGCGUCACCAAGAUCCGCCUGACAGGCGGCGAGCCGACGGUCCGCCGCGACAUCCUGCCGCUGAUGCACCAGCUCGGCGCCCUCCGCGCGCACGGCCUCCGCGAGCUCUGCCUCACCACCAACGGCAUUUCCCUCCACCGCAAGCUCGACGCCAUGCUCGACGCCGGCCUCACCGGCGUCAAUCUCAGCCUCGACACCCUCGACCCAUGGCAGUUCCAGAUCAUGACGCGCCGCAAGGGCUUCGACGCCGUCCGCCGCAGCAUCGACCGCGUCCUCGAGAUGAACCGCGCCGGCGCCGGCAUCAAGCUCAAGGUCAACUGCGUCGUCAUGCGCGGCGUCAACGACCGCGAGAUCAUCCCCUUUGUCGACCUCACCCGCGACAACGACAUGGAGAUCCGCUUCAUCGAGUACAUGCCCUUUGACGGCAACAAGUGGAACAAGCGCAAGAUGCUCGGCUACGACGAGAUGCUUGACCUCAUCCGCGCCCGCCAUCCGACCCUGCAAAAGGUGCGCGACCACGACAACAACACCAGCAAGACCUGGCAUAUCCCCGGCUUCGCCGGCCGCAUCGGCUUCAUCACCAGCAUGACGCACAACUUUUGCGGCACCUGCAACCGCCUGCGCAUAACCGGCGACGGCAACCUUAAGGUCUGCCUCUUUGGCAACGCCGAGGUCUCCCUGCGCGACAUCCUGCGCCGCUCCAACGGCGGCGAGCCCAUCGACGAGGCCGCCUACGAGGCUAUGAAGCAGAUUGAGAUGGACCGCCGCCAGGGGCUGACGUCACCCGACACACCGCUUGGCAUGGCGCCCAACGAGGCCGAGCUGCUCGACGUCAUUGGCGUGGCUGUUAAGCGCAAAAAGGCCAAGCAUGCCGGCCUCGGCGAGCUCGAGCACAUGAAGAACAGGCCCAUGAUAUUAAUAGAUCCUGUUGCCCCAACCCUACACGGCGUCAUGCCCCACAGAGUGAAGCACACCAUGAACGGCACACAACCUCCCUUCCAGGUUACCCAACGGCGACCCUUCUCCUCGACACGGCGCCAGCAAAGCAGAGACGACAGCGAGGCCGAGCCGCCCAAGCUGACGCACGUCUCCGAGACGGGCGCCGCGCACAUGGUUUCCAUCGCCGGCAAGGCCGUCACCGCGCGCGUCGCCACGGCCGCCUGCGCCGUGCGCUUCUCGAGCGGCUCGCCCGCGCCGCGGCUCAUCCGCGCCAACCAGAUGCGCAAGGGCGACGUGCUCGGCGUCGCGCGUGUGGCGGGAAUCAUGGCCGCCAAGCGCACGCCUGAUCUCAUCCCGUUGUGCCACCCGAUCGCCGUGUCGCGUGUGGCCGUCGACCUUGCGCUCAGCGACGAUGACGACACGCGCGUCGACGUGCGCGCCACGGUCGAGUGCGAUGGCAAGACUGGCGUUGAGAUGGAGGCCCUCCUCGCGGCGUCGACGGCUGCGCUCACUGUCUACGACAUGUGCAAGGCUGUCGACAAGGGCAUCGUCGUGGACGGCCUGCGGGUGGUCUUCAAGGACGGUGGCAAGAGUGGUCGUUGGGAGAUGGACUAG
Cordyceps fumosorosea ARSEF 2679 is the source of this 1959-nucleotide messenger RNA. Its product is annotated as molybdenum cofactor biosynthesis protein 1 B. Lineage: Eukaryota; Fungi; Ascomycota; Sordariomycetes; Hypocreales; Cordycipitaceae. Gene Ontology annotation, biological process: Mo-molybdopterin cofactor biosynthetic process. The transcript is spliced from 2 exons. Gene Ontology annotation, molecular function: metal ion binding; 4 iron, 4 sulfur cluster binding; cyclic pyranopterin monophosphate synthase activity. Bases 1 to 1959 code for a protein of 652 amino acids. The record is from RefSeq and is a predicted model, not a curated record.